CGGACAUCAUCAAAUCGCAGUCCGAACUCAGUUCCUUUCUCCAGCACAAGUCUGAAGGAAGCAGAGAAACCACGCAGCACCAGAGCACAGUCCACCGGCUCGUCUCAGUAUGUAUGAGUAACUCAGUAAGCUAUAUGAGGCAGAAAUACCCGGUGUGAAAGAAGGACGACAGACCAGACGGAGGUCGGCAUAUCUCAGGGUCGUCAAAUUGGCCGCUCCUAUACAAUUAAACGGGAGGCUCUUCAUUUUUAUGAUCCUCGGUUGUACACAUCUUAGAACUGCCCAUCCUCCACCUCCAACCCUGAGAGGCAAAGCGUCAAGAUCCACAUAGAAGCGAAGCCACCAUGGCUCCAGAAUUCUGUGCGUCACUUUGGUGAGCGUGGGGCCGUCAGAGGACAGAAGACAUGUUGGGACAGAGGGCUGGGCACCGCAUUGAAGCUUGCUGUAGUAACCAUGGAAACGGUGUGGAGGAGUUUGGCCUGCAUUGGCAUCAUCGCCAUGGUUGCCAGUGGAGUGGCAGAGAGUUGGAGUCCUGAGGAGUUUGCUCAGUCUCAAGCUGAGUUUCUGUCCAGCUUGGGCCAGUAUGAGAUCGCCAUCCCAGUGCGUGUGGGGCCACAUGGGGAUGUGCUAUCGGAAGAGGAGACCUCUCACAGGAAUGGCAGACACCGGCGUAGCACGGAAACGCAGAGCGUUCCAGAGCCGCAGCUGUACUAUCAGCUCUCCACGUCGAGUGCUGACCUUUUGCUCAACCUCACACUGCAGGGAGGACUGCUCUCGCGACAGUUCCGUGUGGAAUACUGGAAGAAGGGCCGCUUGGCUUGGAGUCACCCAUACUUGCCCAACUGCCACUAUGUGGGUCACCUACAACACCAGCCUCACUCUAGUUCUGUUGCUCUAAGCAACUGUAAUGGCCUGCAAGGGGUCAUUGUAGCUGGAGGUGAGGAGUACCUUAUCGAACCCCUGGUUUCUGCUCAAAACUUCACUAAUGAGGAUGGCAGAGAAGGGCGCCCCCAUGUGGUGUACAAACGGUCGUCUAUAAGAUACCAAAACAUGGACCAGUCCUGUGGAGUCAUCGAUGAAAAGCCUGGUAAAAGCUAUGGAUGGUGGCAGAGAACGAUAAAGCCCUCACCCAACCAGAUGGGACGGGGCCAGUUACCACUGAAGCGUUCUGUCAGCCGAGAACGCUACGUGGAAACCCUGGUGGUGGCCGAUAAGAUGAUGGUCAGCUAUCACGGCCGUCGCGAUAUCGAGCAGUACAUUCUGGCUGUCAUGAAUAUUGUUGCCAAACUGUUCCAGGAUUCUAGCCUGGGGAAUGCAGUGAACAUCGUUGUGACGAGGCUUAUUCUACUGAUGGAAGACCAGCCUACACUAGAGGUAAACCAUCAUGCAGGGAAGUCUUUAGACAGUUUCUGCAAGUGGCAAAAGUCCAUCCUGCACCGGAAUGGACAUGGAAAUGCCAUCCCUGACAAUGGAAUCGCUCACCAUGAUACAGCAGUCCUCAUCACCAGGUAUGACAUCUGCAUCUACAAGAACAAACCCUGUGGAACACUUGGUCUGGCACCUGUUGGCGGUAUGUGUGAGCCAGAGAGAAGCUGUAGCAUCAAUGAAGACAUUGGUCUGGCAACUGCUUUCACCAUUGCACACGAGAUAGGACACACGUUUGGGAUGAAUCAUGAUGGUGUUGGCAAUGCAUGUGGGGUGCGCAGUCAGGAGACUGCUAAACUGAUGGCUGCCCACAUCACCAUGAAGACUAACCCCUUCGUCUGGUCUGCCUGCAGCCGUGAUUACAUCACCAACUUCCUCGACUCUGGCAUGGGUUCCUGCCUCAACAAUGUUCCCCCUAAGCAGGAAUUUGUUUACCCCACCACAGCCCCUGGCCAAGCCUAUGAUGCAGACGAGCAGUGCCGCUUUCAGUACGGAGUGAAGUCUCGUCAGUGUAAAUACGGGGAAGUGUGCAGUGAGCUUUGGUGCAUGAGUAAAGGGAAUCGCUGCAUCACCAGUAGUAUCCCAGCAGCCGAGGGCACCAUCUGUCAAACCAGCACCAUCGAAAAAGGGUGGUGCUACAAAAGAGUGUGUGUGCCAUAUGGAACACGUCCAGAGGGGGUAGAUGGUGGGUGGGGCCACUGGUCGCCAUGGGAAGAGUGUAGUCGCACCUGUGGGGGUGGAGUCUCAUCCUCUAUUCGCCAUUGUGACAGCCCCAGGCCAACAGUUGGAGGGAAAUAUUGUCUGGGAGAGAGGAAGCGCUUCAGGUCCUGCAACAUUGAUGAGUGCCCAGCCGGAUCUCAGGAUUUUCGGGAGAUUCAGUGCUCGGACUUUGACAGUGUUCCCUUCCGGGGGAAAUUCUAUACCUGGAAGCCAUACAGGGGUGGUGGAGUGAAGUCAUGUUCUCUGAACUGCCUGGCAGAGGGCUAUAACUUCUACACUGAGCGCGCUCCAGCUGUGGUGGAUGGCACACCUUGCAGGGACGACUCUCUGGACGUUUGUGUCAAUGGCGAGUGCAAGCAUGUGGGAUGUGACCGGAUCCUAGGCUCGGAUGUUCGGGAAGAUCGCUGCCGCAUUUGUGGAGGAGAUGGGAGCAGCUGCCAGGUCAUCGAGGGGGUCUUCAAUGACUCCUUAUCUGAAGGAGGUUAUGAGGAGGUGGUCAGAAUCCCCAAAGGAUCUGUAUUCAUACACAUCCAAGAGCUCAACGUCUCUCACAAUUACUUGGUGUUGAAGAGUAAAGGGGAUCAGUACUUCAUCAAUGGCAAGCUGACCAUCGACACGCCAAGACGCUUCGACAUCGCGGGAACCACCUUCCACUACCGCCGACCUGCCAAUGAACCAGAGACCCUGGAAGCACUUGGACCCACCAACAUGACCCUGAUCGUCAUGGUGUUGGUCCGUGAAGAAAAUCCUGGAAUCCUUUACCGUUUUAACCCACCUGUCAGCAGAGAUCCCCUGAGCAGUUAUGCCUGGCAUUAUACAUCCUGGUCCCGCUGCUCUGCACUGUGUGCUGGAGGGGUUCAAGUCCAGCAGGUAGUGUGCAAGAAACAAGCUGAUCUCUCUGUGGUGUACAACCACUUCUGCGACAAGAAGAACAAGCCCAAAGACAAGAAAAGACCCUGCAACCAGGAGCCCUGCCCUCCAACGUGGUGGACAGGAGACUGGUCAGAUUGCAGUCGGAGCUGUAACGGAGGAGUGCGUACACGGGAAGUGCUGUGUAAGAGAAAAAUCUCGGCUACAGAGGAGAAAGUCCUGGAUGACGCGACCUGCCCCCCUCCACGGCCUUCUGUCACUGAGCCCUGCAACAACCAAACCUGCCCACCAGAAUGGCAUGCCCUCGACUGGUCUGAGUGUACUCCAAGCUGUGGCCCUGGUUACAGGUACAGACUGAUUUUGUGCAGAAGUGGAGAGAAUGGUGAAACACUGCCAGAGUCUGAGUGCCCGAAACAAAGCCGCCCGACCACCAGGGUGCGCUGCAACAUACAACGUUGUCCUCCACCUCAGUGGAUUACAGGACCCUGGGGAGAGUGCUCGGCUAGAUGUGGUAUGGGUCAGGAGCUUCGUUCAGUGCAGUGUCUGACACACUCUCGCCAGCCAUCCAAUGAGUGCCCUGAGACUCAUCGUCCCGCCUCCAUGCAGCAGUGCAAGAGCAAGUGUGACAACAGUGGCCCUACAGAUAACCCUGAAGAGUGUAAAGAUGUGAACACAGUAGCAUACUGCCCUCUGGUGCUCAGGUUCAAAUUUUGCAGCCGUGCAUACUUCAGACAGAUGUGCUGCAAAACCUGCCAAGGACACUGACCUCCCUCUCUCUCUCUCUCUCUCUCUCUCACACACACACACGUUCUUUAUGUCUCUCUCCUGCCCCCAUUUUCUUCCCUCUCCGACCCUCCCGUCUUCUCGCAUGGCCAAAACCGCCCAUGCUCAGCAUUCCGCUGGAGGAGUGCUGUUAACCACUGGCAGACUGACAUCAUCGUGAGAGAAAGCACGGAAGAAAUGAGAGCGAGAGAGAGACGUGAAAAGAAAGAGAGAGAGAAAGUCUGUGCUGCUCUCUUUCUCUCCCUCUGACCAGCUGCUUCGGCACUGCUGCUGUGAAAACCAGUCUGCUCAAAAGACAUCUGUCAAUGUUACUUUUGCUCUUCCAUGAGGUGCUUUCGCCCAUCACUGUCAUACAGAGAAGUGUUUGCGUGAACUGUCACAGCUGUACUGCUAAAUCUCAGUGAAUAAUAGUUGUCUAUUAUUGUAAUGUGAUAAAAUAAGCAUUUAUAUACCAGUUGUCCUUAGUCUCAAAGGUGCACUCAGUAAUUUUUUUUGUUUGUGUGUAGUGCUGGUCGUUUUGGACUUAUACUGAUACCUAGUGUUUUGGAUGAAUCAUGUGGUCAUGUGAUCAUGGCUACCCCCAUGAGAGACCCACUCCAUGUAAAACAACUCUUGUUAGGCUUGGAUGUUAAACGUAUCAAAACAUGUCAUGUCAAAAGGACUUUUUACUUUGCAUAUCUUUACAAUUUCAUUUCUGAAAAACAUUACUGAGUGCAUCUUUAAAGGGAUAAUUCACCCAAAAAUGAAAAUUCUGUUAUUAUUUACUCACUCUCAUGUUGUUACAAACCUGUAUGACUUUCCUUGCUCUCUAGAACACAAAAAAUAACUAUAUGUCCAUACAAUAAAAUGCAUUUUUCUAAAUAUCUAUUUUUGUGUUCCACAGGGAAAAAAUCAGUCAUUAUGGUUUAGAAUAACAUGAAAGUAAUUUAUGCAUUUUCAUUUAUGGGCGAACUAUCCCUUUAAGGGCCUUUUCACUUACAGCAAUUUACAAAGCAACCAACAGUUAACUAGUUUAAUGAGAUUUGGUGAUUUAAAACGUCAUGAGUAAAGGUGUGGUCACAUUUACCUCUGUCUUGAGAAUUUUCACGAUGAAAUAUAGACAUUUCAAUGGGAAUUUCACUUAAGGGGGAAAUUUUCCCUGCACAGAUUUUGCAAUUAAUUUUGCAGGUUGCGAAAUCGCUACAUUGAGCUAUUUGUUUUGAACGAAACUUGUAUGUGAGCUGUGCAUUGUACAUUGCUACACUAUGCUAUAAACUAUGCCUAACACUUUUGCAAACAAUUAUUUGCUGAAAAUUCACUAAUGUGACCUCACCUUGUUGCUUCAUGAUACAGAUGAAUGCUGCAGUUUAAUAGGAACAUUUAAUAGCAGUGACUUGUUGACAUUGGUCAAUAAAAUCGCUGUCUGUAUGAAGUGCCCUUUAGAGACACUCCAGAUUACUCAUUACUAUCAUAAGCUCUCAUUCGGUGUGGUUGGUGCUGAGAUACUGUAUCAUUUAAUCUGACGGCCUUGUGGCUAUUUGCAGGUGCUGUGCCAUUUUCUUGCCAUCUGGUCCCAUAAUGCUUACACUACUUAAUCAUAAGAUAUUGUGCAUCAGUCAAACCUGGAUGAACAAUUAACUGUUUAGCAAACAGAGGGAAACGAGAGGUAAGGUCAGUUUAGUUUCCGUGCACAAUGUCAAAGUACAUUAAGAGGUCAAUGGAAGCUGUUGUUGAACCAUGUGGUGGUUAUAUUGUUAUUUUCAGACACUUUUUACCUACGAUAACGUACUGUACUUUUAAUGCAUCACAAGUCUGCAUGCAGCAACUGUGGUGACAGUAUAGAAUUGUGACCCAUGCAACCUUGCAGUUUCAUUUUAUCAGGUCAGGAACACAUUUUCAUACUAUCACCUUUGAUAGCAAUAGUUUGGCCAAAAAUGAUUGGCCAUACUUGACCCUUAUGUUGUUCAAAACCUUUAUUUUUCUUCUGUGCAAAACACAAUGACGAUUCACACAGCUGAAAUUUUAAAAAGCAAGUAUGUUUAAAUUACUCUACAACCGUACACCAUACAUUUUUUUAUAAUGGUAAAAUACCAGAAUGUAAGUCAUUGUUUGUAGUGACAAUCCAAAACCAAUGGCAUUUAAAUAUGCACUUUGAGAGUAAAGGGGAAGAAUUAGGGUGGAAGUAAUAUUUUUUAAUCAUUUUAUUUCGGUUCUGUUCCUCACAAAAGAAUACAUGUUGCUUAUAAGGGUUUGGAACAGCAUAACAGUGAUUAAAUGACAGAAUCGUCAGUUUUAGGUGAACUCUUCCAACAUUCAGUGUUUUCAUAACAUAGCGUUUGGAAUCCCUUUCAGAACUUACAGUUUCCUUUUACCCAUUUCUAACCCAAAUAUCAACAUUUAGCUCAAAUUUGCCAACUUAUUAGUGUCAGUCACCAUUAGAGAGCCAUAACAGACCUUCUGCCCAUCCUGGGUCCUGGCAGCACACGUCGAAUGUUUGAUUUGAAGAGCAGAUCUUGAAGAGGUGGCUGGUGGCUAAUCUGUGGUGCUACAGUAUGGUGCUAUGUCUUUAUUUGUCAUAAUCUCAAGAUUCAAGUUAUUUUUAUAUUUUAGGUAUUGUUUUGCUAAAGGUAAUACAUUUGCUAAGGAAAAAUAUAUAUAUAAGCAAGAUUCUAUGAAAACUAGAAUUAUUGUUAAAGUCUCUCUGUAGAGACACUAACUUUGUAAUCAUUCUUUGGUACAAUUAUUAUGUGAAAGAUGAAAAUGCUGUUUUGCUUUUGAUGUUAAGCUUGUUAUCUUUCAGUUUUGCAGUGUGUUACUACAUUCGCAAUCACUGUAGAUUCACUUUGGAAUUGCAGUCACACUUGUUUAUUUGGACUUUGUUUAAUGUUGAUUUUCACAUGCAACUCGGUAACAUGCUGUACUGUCAAGUGCUUGUGAUGUAGUUUAUGUCCUCUGAACUGUAUCUAGACCAGUUGAAAUAAUUUGAAUAAAAAGAUGCAUUGUGUACAAAUAAUA
Messenger RNA from Carassius gibelio (silver crucian carp), 6792 nucleotides. RefSeq names its product ADAM metallopeptidase with thrombospondin type 1 motif, 10 (gene adamts10). The record is from RefSeq and is a predicted model, not a curated record. Gene Ontology annotation, molecular function: metalloendopeptidase activity. Gene Ontology annotation, biological process: proteolysis; extracellular matrix organization. NCBI's taxonomy places the organism in Eukaryota, Metazoa, Chordata, Actinopteri, Cypriniformes, Cyprinidae. The transcript has 25 exons. Gene Ontology annotation, cellular component: extracellular matrix. Bases 454 to 3780 code for a protein of 1108 amino acids.